GAGCGGCAAGGAGUAGACCAUAUGGGUGGCCCAGUUCUGGAUCCUCGCAUGUAGUUAGGGUUUGAUCUCAGGCCGGGAUUGGAAAGGUGUUGGGUUUAAGCGGAGCUGGGAAGGGUUAGACGGAGAAGACGAGGGAUGCUGGGACAAUCUAGGCUGCCGAACAGUUGCUGAACGGGACUGGGUGAGCGGUGAGGAGCAUAACCGCAAAAAGUGGGCCGGCGCUGACAUGUUCUGCAGGAUGAGCCCAGGUUCCACCUCCCCGGCCAGGAGGCAGAAUAAGGAGAAGGAGAUCAAGGAGACCAAAAUCACAAUCAACUGCGUCACCUUCCCUGUGUCCGCGUCUGCGCUGGAGCAGCAGCUUCUCAAGCCCAAUGAAUGGAGCUACUGCGACUAUUUCUGGGCCGAUAAGAGGGACCCUCAGGGGGCCACGGUGUCAGGGUUCGAGGUGCUGCUGCAGAAACAGCUGAAGGGGAAGCAGAUGCAGAAAGAGAUGGCAGAGUUCAUCAGAGAAAGGAUAAAAAUCGAAGAGGAAUAUGCCAAGAACCUUUCCAAACUCUCCAUGUUCACGAUGGCAGCACAAGAGGAAGGGACUCUUGGAGAAGCUUGGGCCCAACUUAAGAAGAGUCUAGCUGAUGAAGCCGAGGUCCAUCUCAAGUUCUCCUCAAAGCUCCAGAGUGAAGUCGAGAAGCCUUUACUGACCUUCAAAGGAGACAACUUUAAAAAAGACAUGAAGAAAUACGACCACCACAUCGCUGACCUGAGGAAGCAGCUGGUCAGCCGUUACGCUGCUGUGGAGAAGGCACGGAAGGCUCUAGCAGACAGACAGAAGGAUCUCGAGGUGAAAACACAGCAGCUUGAGAUCAAAUUGAGCAACAAAACAGAGGAGGAUAUUAAAAAAGCCAGACGGAAAUCCACACAAGCAGGUGAUGAUCUGAUGCGUUGUGUGGACCUUUACAAUCAGGCUCAGUCAAAGUGGUUUGAGGAGAUGGUCACCACAAGUCUGGAGUUGGAGAGGUUGGAGGUGGAGCGGGUGGAGACGAUACAGCAGCUUCUGCGUCAGUACACCACACUGCGGCAUGAGACGGACAUGUUCAACCAAAGUACAUUGGAGCCGGUGGACCAGCUUCUGCAGAGUGUGGAUCCUGCCAAAGACCGAGAGCUCUGGGUAAAGGAACACAAGACUGGGGAUCUGAGACCUGUGGACAUGGACAUCUAGACAAAGCACACACACACAUAUAUUAUACUAUAUUGAUCUACCUGCAUGCCUGUCUACUGGAGUACUUCAACCUCUCAGCCAAAGCCAUACAGGUAUCACCCCUUGAAGCAUUGCUUGUUUUGUGGAUCUCCACUGAAAAUAUUAGUGCAUUGCAAAAUUAAGAUUUUUCUUAAUUCAUGUGGAACGAGUGGCGGGAAAGGACAGCAGCACAGCAGACGCAUUAUAAUACUGAGUAGCCAUCCAUAUAAUCCUGCAUGUCCUUUGAAUAAUAUGCUACUUAAGACUUCCCGGUAUAUCUGUUAUACAUUAUUAGUAUUCAAGUAGUCGAGGCACCAUUGAUACAGAUCUGAACAAACACUGUACGGUAAAGCACCUCUUUGUUUAUUUGCAACAGUGGACGCCUGUUAAACAAACUUCAUCCAGUCAAUUAUUAUUAUUUAUUUUUUCCUUUUUGGAUUGAAAUACAGUUAGUUUGCAUAUAUUUAAUAGUUGCUUGAACAUGUAAACGGAUAGAUUCAGAAUGCCAUAUAGGUGUUCAAAGACCUCAAAAAUGUAAAAAAAAAAAAUUCUUAGCAGAAAGCGUUAAAGCAUAUCAUUAUUCAAUAGUUAUAUUGUUAAAUCUGUAUUGUAUUAAAAAAAAAGUUUGGUUUUUGCAACAAGGAAUGCAGUGAAAAUUUUCACAAACUCCACAUAAACUGCUGGGGAAUCUACAGCCUUCCUUAUGAGAGAGGGGUGAGGUUGCAUUGGUUAAGUAUGGAAUUAAUAUUUUCAUAUUUUUGCAGAUUUGUUUGAAAGAAAAGCAUGUUUUAUCUAAAUGUAAGACUAGUUGAGUAUAGUUCAUGGAUGUGGAAGUUGAGUGGUGCUGGUAAGUCCAUUGAUUGUGUUCAUGGAAGAUGUGUCAACUAGCCAGGACUCAAUAGCAAAGUCAUAUAAUUUUUCCCAGUUAAAGCCAAGAAAUCCCCUUAUGCAACCAGAUUUACUCUGCUGGCAUCUAAAUUUCUUCUUAAUGGUGAAAUUAUAUGGUUCGGCUGUAGAAUCCAGGUGUCAAUCAAAGGUGGAUCAGAUGUGAAUUCUAAUGAUUUGUGUUACAACGUAUACCUUUUAGUGCCUAAAGGUAAAUUGCCUUGGAAUGUUCACAAUCUAUUGUGUUAAGUGUUUGUACAUAAUAGUAAAAAUGUGCGUGGCCUUUUUUUUUUUUUUUUGUCUGUAUUUGUUGUCAGGCUCAUCCAACAUCAUGCUCACCUCUCUGUAGUCUUUGUCAUACUAUGUUUUAAAAGAUAUGUAAACAUUUGACUUGAUGCAACAGUUUUCUGCUGAAUGCACACUGUCAUAGGCAGCUAAUCAUCACACUGUUCGAAUCGCACCGCUCUGAUAAUGGAAGAUUGAUGAAACAUUGCAAUUUUCUAACUUGAUGCAGUAAUAUUGAGAUAAUUUGAUAGAUUUAUAAAGCACAGGAAGUCAAAGCACACUUUGGGAAAUGAAAACAUCUGUGCUUUCAUUCAAAUUCCUAUCAGAUUUGUAUUUAUUUUUACUAUCGGUCAAUAUGGGAAGAAAAACAUGGAAUUGGUGCAAAAAUAAAUCUGCAAGUCGCAAAUAAACUCAUGCACAUCAGAAAUACAAGAUUUGGAUUAUAAGUGCUCAGCUGAGAACAUUGUAAAAUGCACGUCCAAAAAUGUGAAAGUAAAUCUAAAAAUUAAAGGUUAUGCAUUCGGGUUAUUGUUACUUUAUCAUUUGAAAGUUACCAACAGAAACUCUCUCUUCACCUAACAUGGGGUAUGACUGGUUUUUGCUCUUAAGCAUGUAACACGUUUUACUGUACUGCAUUGCCCAAGCUGUUCUAACACUACAUGUUGCAGAAGUUGUAUUGAAACUUGAUGUCAACGGUGUGCACUAUGUGUAUUCUGAAGAACCGUUCAGUUGAAUGUCUGUGUUCCAAACUAGAUCGUUUAUAUGUAUAAUAUUGUAAAUGUUGAUUUAUUUGCUCUCGACUUAAUAGUCUUCAUCGAUAAUAUUCAUUUGCCAACAUGUUUAUGAAGAUAUGAUGUUUAUGUUGAACUUGACCAGGAAAUGACUACAUUGUCUAUAAUAAUAUUAAUAAAAAAAGAACUCUAAUAGUU
Messenger RNA from Carassius gibelio (silver crucian carp), 3333 nucleotides. Its product is annotated as growth arrest-specific protein 7-like. Gene Ontology annotation, cellular component: plasma membrane; actin filament; cytoplasm. Gene Ontology annotation, molecular function: actin filament binding. Lineage: Eukaryota; Metazoa; Chordata; Actinopteri; Cypriniformes; Cyprinidae. Gene Ontology annotation, biological process: neuron projection morphogenesis; actin filament polymerization. Bases 227 to 1216 code for a protein of 329 amino acids. The record is from RefSeq and is a predicted model, not a curated record. The transcript is spliced from 11 exons.